UUUUAAUCCUGGGUUAGCGUUAACCGGCUUUCGAACAACCCGGCCCUGUUUCUUUUUAUGACUUUUUCCCAGGUAAACCCCAUGAUAUGCACGCCAAUUGAGAAUAAUCCAUUGUGAGUCGUCCGACAAAAGUUAUUAAUAGCCUUCCAUAUUUGCGAGCAGAUCGAUUGAGCAAGUUGUUCCACUAUUGCUUAAUUAAUGGACCCAUGUGAGACCUUGGAAAACAUUUCCCGUCCCUUUUUCAUUUUAUCAUUGUGUAUCUUCCGCCAAAAGUAGAUAAUAGCCUCCCACGAUGGCGAUCGGAUCUUUGAGUCACUUAUUUAAUUAAAGGAACUCGCUUCUGCACCUGUCAGUUUGUGUGAUCAAACUGCCUUCCUAUUGGUCAAUUGGUUUCUCAAGGGUUGCUCAAUUCAUAUUUGAGAACGUACUUCCUUUUCAAUUUGCGCUAGGCGCAUUCCAUGGGCACCCAGCAGUAAAGGGUCACGAAGUACGGGCGUUUACUUGUUCACAUUUAAUGUCCCAGUAUAUAGAGCUCUUAUAUGAGAAUAUUCAGUUGUAUUUGCUGUAAAUAAGUUAGUUUUUUUUUCUGUAUUUUUGUGUUGGAUUGAUUGAAGAAUUUGCGGAAAAGAAUAGAAUAUCAGAGGCAAGUUUUGCUGGUUGCCAUGUAAGUCCAAAUAAAAACGGAGUCACUGGGCAAACAGGACAAAGAUGUCACCUAGCUAUGCAAAUAUGCCAAUGCAUCCCGACCUAUACAUACCAGCGAAACUAAGACGUUUUCUCGAAAGGAUUUGUAUAUAGACAAAGACGAAUGGAGUUUAAUUUCUGCUCGUUUCUUUUUUGGAAAUGAAAUGAAACUUGAUGAUUGUCGCUUGUGCCUAACAUUGCGUCAAGUUCUGGUCGAAAAUUAAUCGGAUUAAGGCCUAUUCCGAACUACUGCUACUGCGCUGCUCAACUAAAUUCAAAACACGACGUUUGAAACCACUCAGUUCGGCAGGCUGAAUUAAGUGCAGCACGACUACUUAGCACGGUAGGUCUUGCCGUGCCGCACUUGACUUCAAACGACGUGUUCUGCUGCAUCAGCUGUCGUUGCUUUCUAGCAAUCCAUUUAAAAUGGUCUUCAGCAAAGCAAACUUCUUCUGACCUUCGGCGCCACUGAAGUCGACGUUUGAAACCACUGCCGUUCUUUUGUCAUGGCACUGCCGGGCCAAAUUCGUUUGAGUUCAGCAAGGAAGUAGCAGGACGUUUGUACUAGGCCUGAGCUGUUGAAAGUAGAUGAAAAUUGCAACAACAUUGUGACCGCCGGCGUUUCAAGGAGGUUUAUAAAACCUGGAAAUAUUUUCUCCUGUCAAGUGUAUGGCAUGGCAACUUCUAUUUCAGUCAUUUCGGCAGUCAAUAGCGCUUAAAAGUGAAAGCCAGCGACAACACUCUAGAGCCGCGAGAGCGGUUUCAUGAAGGAUUUGCACAUCAGUAUCUUACAGGCGUAGAAAUUACUUAAUUGAAUAAUGCAGCCGGCCAGAUCUGCCUCGUAGUCAGGGGUAUGUUCUGUCUUUGUAGAGCUUGAUGGAGAAGCAAAAACUACGAUUAUGUGGCAGUGCAAAGACUGAUUCAAAGUAUCUCCAGUAAUAUUUCGCCUCGCUAAAUUAGUUUUGUUAACAAGGCAACCUCGGCAAGACAUUAUUCUUUUUCAAAGCGUUCUUCGGAGAUAGCGGUUAAGCCAUUACUGAUCGCGUUUGGUCGCUAACGCUAGCGCUGUUAUAUCAGAGCUCAUAUCUCCUUUGCUGAUGUAUGUAUAUUUUAAGCUAUGACGACAUGAUAAGACCUGACCUAAACCGCUGGCGCUUCACUUCGCAAAUAUUUGAUUCGUAUGUAUGUCAGGUGCAUAAUUAAAUCAAACGCAAACAGAAAUAAUGCACGAAAAUAUAACUUGACCUGACAGACAGAUAAAUCUAAUACUUUGUCGGACAGGCAGUGUAGAGGGGAGAAGUAAAUACAGAGCGUAUUGUAUGCAAAGUGAGGACUGACCGUCACCUGCCCGAUCGCGUUUAUUCAUAUCCAGAAAUACAAUACCAACCAUCAUGUUUGAAUCGCGUCGUGGCUCAGCGAGGAUUGAUGUAUUCGUUUCAAGAACAGAAUAUUGAAACGGAGAACUAAAUCAAAUUUUCAGUGAUCAAUUUCACAUUUCGUUGAUAACCCGUUCCGAUUGUAAAAUAAGCUGAAACAGUUCUAGACGUGAUGUUACAAAUCUUAACCAGUUUUCAACGAAAUCCUGGAGAGAUGACGAUUGAGACGAAUGAGGAAACCAAGACCGCCCUGUAUGUCAAGACAGAAGCAAGGAAGGCAUCAGAUCCACAGAAACCAGCAUCAGAACCAAAGUCGUGGAAGCCACGUGAAUACUAUGAAAGAAUCAAGGAGUCACGAGAAGGGUCACGACCACCGAACGAUACGUCAGCUCCGUCAACAGCUUCACCGUCCCCACCACAUGUACAACAAACAUCGUCACCAUCCCCAUCACAUGUUCAAAAAACACCGUCACCAUCCCCACCACAUGUACAACAAACAUCCUCACCAUCCCCACCACGUGCAUGGCCAAUGCCCUCAUCGCCCGCCCCCCAUGCACAGCAAACAAUACCGCCGCCAUUACCACCAAAACAAGCGCAGCUCACAAUUCUGCCACCUUUGCCGCCAAAACAGGCACAACCAACACUACCGCCAUCUUUGCCGCCAAAACAGGCUCACCUCACAUGUCCGCCACCUUUGCUGCCAAAACAGGCUCACCUCACAUGUCCGCCACCUUUGCCACCAAAAAAGGCUCAGCUGACUAACAAGGCAAAGAUAAACUUCGAGGAACAAAAUCUGGGGAGAAGAGGAAGCGUACUGCCCAGGAAUUGGAUACCGAUGCCAACUGAUGACAAGGGAAAUGAUGUCACCGUUCAUCUGGUGAAACUAUCGAGCUCGUCGCCUGAGUACCGGGACGUUGAGAAAAAAUUUAAUGAAACCGUCUAUAUCGAGAAAAUCAAGAGCAUCGAGCGAAUACAAAAUCCUUAUCUCUACCAGGCUUACCAACUACGGAAAAUAAAGAUGGACCGUGAAAACCCCCAAGAAAACAAUGAGAAGGGAUUGUUCCAUGGCACCAAUUCAGCCAACAUAACGAAAAUCAACACUCAAGGAUUUGACAGAAGUUUUACAGGAUCUGUACACGGAGCUAUAUACGGUACAGGAGUGUACUUCGCAAGAGAUGCCUCCUAUUCUAUGGAUUACACUGGGGGCAGUCGGAGGGUUAUGUACCUCGCCCGGGUCCUAGUGGGGCGAUAUUGUAAAGGGAGCCCGAACAUGAAGAAGCCUCCGCCCAUAAACCUCAAGCAGCCAGAGAUCCUGUUUGAUUCCAUGGUGAAUGACAUGAAGUUCCCUUCAAUCUUUGUCACAUAUUAUGACAAUCAGUGCUACCCGGAAUAUCUUCUUACUUUCUAGAAUGAAAAUGACGUCAAUUUAUAGAGUUAAUUAUUCACAACAGUUGCACAUUUUCACCACGGAAAUUGACCUAUAUAAUGCUCGGGUUGUCUUCCUUGCGGUGGUAAAGAACAAUUAGAAAAUUAACUAAGCGUCUUCUAGCCAAGCUACAUCCUUCAAACUCGGCGAAUGCAAUCUUCCACUCAGCAUUUUAACGUUGCAAUUCACAAAUUGUGUAAAAUUCAGUUUGGAAAACGUUAUUUGCCUUCGCAUUCCCAUACAAACACUAUAACUUCUGACCGCUUUGCCUACUCGUCAAGGUAGCGUCGAAAACCGUGAUAAGCCCUCUUGUCUGGAAAAUUCUUUUGCUAAAAUCUAAUCACUGGAAAGUACAAUACUAAUGUUAAUGUGUUUUAGUCAACUUAAUUUUUGCUGAUUUUGUUUUACCAGUAAUCUCUAUUAUAAUAUCCAACGAGGUAAUUUUUAUAGCAAGUUAUUUUUUUACAUGCCAUGCAAGAUCAGUAGAACCCCGGUAACUCGAACCAAGUCCCAUUUUCUUUGGAUUUGACCCCACUUUUCAGUCAUUUUAACUCGGUUAACUCGAACUCGGAUAACUUAAAUUUCUUGCUAACUCGAACUGAAUUUCUUUUCCCUUGAUAAAAAUUUACCCCGAUAACUCGAAUUCUGGUUCAUGUAGCUCGCCAGGGACGUCAUCCCAUUAGCUUUUCUUAUCGUGUAAUCGGUAAAAACACUCAAAACUAACACCACAGCAAUUUGAUUUUA
Orbicella faveolata is the source of this 4230-nucleotide messenger RNA. RefSeq lists its product as uncharacterized. Gene Ontology annotation, biological process: negative regulation of gene expression. The record is from RefSeq and is a predicted model, not a curated record. NCBI's taxonomy places the organism in Eukaryota, Metazoa, Cnidaria, Anthozoa, Scleractinia, Merulinidae. Gene Ontology annotation, cellular component: cytoplasm; nucleus. Gene Ontology annotation, molecular function: transcription corepressor activity; NAD+ poly-ADP-ribosyltransferase activity.